Setaria italica (foxtail millet) is the source of this 1240-nucleotide messenger RNA. RefSeq lists its product as uncharacterized. The record is from RefSeq and is a predicted model, not a curated record. NCBI's taxonomy places the organism in Eukaryota, Viridiplantae, Streptophyta, Magnoliopsida, Poales, Poaceae. The transcript is spliced from 3 exons. Bases 404 to 991 code for a protein of 195 amino acids.
GUUGACGGGAACGAGACACGGCACCGGCGCGGCGGCACCCCGUGGAUCGAUCGCGUCGCGCGCGCACAUCCAUCGAGAGGGACACGGCGCCGUGCCCCCGCCCCGCCCUUGAAAAAUCCAUGCCGUGUGCAUAGCGAUAGCACCCCCCUCCCCCCCUCCGAUCCGAUUCCUUCCGUGCUCAUUCAAUUCAUUCGCUCCUCCACCCCCACGCGGGCCGCACGGCGACGCGUCCCGUCCCGUCGAUCUCCACCCUGCGCCAUUGCGCGGUUCCCCACAUUCUUGCCUGCUUCCAUCUGCGGGCGAGCCGCACUCUUGAUCCAUAUCAGGGCUCAGGGCAGUCGUCAGCUGCCGAGUGGCGGCUCUCGAAGAACCUCCUUCCCUCAAGAUUAUAUCCCACGACGGCAUGAGGCUCAGGAUCGCCGGCAAGAGAGCCGCCUCCGACGCCAAGGCGGCUGCAGCGGCGGCGGCGGACGGCGGUGCCCGGCCCGCCGCGCCGGACGCCAGGGACGACGCGGAUGGCGAGGGCCCGGCGGAUCGCCGGAACGGCACGGACAACGGAAGCAAAGAUGAGUCAUUCUUCGAAGCAAGGCCCUGGUUAGAUUCUGACAGUGAAGAUGAUUUUUACAGCGUCAGAGGAGAUUUCACACCAUCACGAAGCAGCACCCCAGAUCAUCCGAGACUAGCUACAUCCUUCGGUACGCGGAUGCCGGUAGACAGAUCCAAGCCUUCUCUGGUUCCGAAGAAGCAGAGACUUCUUGAACUUCUUCAGGAGAAGCAGCAUUACGACGAUGAAGAUGAUGACAGUGUUACCGACGGCAGUAGUGACUUGGAGAAUGGCGCUGUUCAUGAUGAAGAACACAUGAAGACUUCUCGCAAAGGUGAGAAAUCGAAGAAGUCAUCAAGGUCAGGUUGCUUCCCAAGCUUAAUCUGGAAGCAUAGCUUCACAAGCUCCAGGAAGAAGAGAAAAGAGCACAAGGAUAAAGUGAACUAGCAUUAUGACGUCGAAUUAUGAUUUUGUAUAAAAGAAAUUAAGUUUCUAAUAUAUAGGCCAUGAAGGGGCAGUAGCAGUACAUGUAUAUAUUCGUUUUCAUUUCUGAAGUGCUGAAACUAGGACAGGAGGUCUCGAGUGUCAUAUUGUUCUGCCAAAAAAAGAAAAGAAAAGAGAAGAUUAGAGGAAAGAUAAUGUAGCUAAAAAUAUACAUGGCUGGUUUCUGAAAAUGCUAUUGAUCAUUCUGUCUGA